Molecule: messenger RNA, 258 nt
Organism: Ogataea philodendri
Lineage: Eukaryota; Fungi; Ascomycota; Pichiomycetes; Pichiales; Pichiaceae
Exons: 1
Coding region: 1-258 (85 amino acids)
Biological process (GO): mRNA splicing, via spliceosome; spliceosomal snRNP assembly
Cellular component (GO): U4/U6 x U5 tri-snRNP complex; U1 snRNP; U2 snRNP
Molecular function (GO): RNA binding
Source: RefSeq, a predicted model, not a curated record
AUGUCGGGACGCAAACAGAAAGUGAUGGUUCCUCCCAUCAAUCAGAUCUUCAAAUAUCUUCAGCAGCAGUCGCGGGUGACUAUAUGGCUUUACGAGCAGGUCGGAGUCAGAAUUACCGGUAUCAUACGUGGAUUUGACGAGUUUAUGAACAUAGUGAUAGACGAGGCUGUUGAGGUGGAGGUUGACACGCAAAAGGAGCGCAAAUUGGGCAGAAUUUUACUCAAGGGCGAUAAUAUCACGCUAGUUAGUGGGGAGUGA